UUUGACAGAAAAACACUAUGACAAAUUGUCGUAAUAAAAUCCUCAUCUAAAAAAUAUAAAACACCUUGUAAACUGUAACUUCGCUCUUCAUUACAAAACGAGUUCCAUUAUUUCUAAGAAAAUAAGAUUACCUACGUAACAAUUACUUUAUAACAAGAAAAAACACUGUGUGUAAGUUUACUGAAAGGUCUGGCUUACCUUGAAGAAGAGAAACUUCAUAUCCCAGGUGAUGGAGCCUCAAAACCCAACAGUAUCCUUGUCCCUGGACUCCAUAACCGACAAGCUGGCCAUGCUCCUGCCAUGUGAUGACAACACCUGCUGCUGCAUUCCUCGGAAGAGCACUGUCAUCGUCAUAUCUAUCAUAAACUUUCUGGGCUGCAUGAUGGACCUGAUGUCGAGCGACACGUGCAUGCACGUGUACUGCGAGAUGCGUGAACUUGCCGACUCGCUGCGCAAGCUGCUCGUCACGCUGUUCCAGAUGGCCAAUCUGCUGCUGCUGCUGGCUUCCGUCUUUGAGAACGCGCUACUGGUAGACAUCUACGUGUGGUACACGCUGGGCUACAUCGUGAUGGGGCUGGUGGUGGCCAUCUACGAGUUCGUGGUCAAGACCAAGCGCGACGGCAUCCGUAGCCUCGUCACCUUCGUGCCUGAAGUCGUGUUCCUGUUCGGAUUCACUACAAAAUACAUGUCCACAUUAGUAAAUACCUAA
Messenger RNA from Ostrinia nubilalis (European corn borer), 709 nucleotides. RefSeq lists its product as uncharacterized. The coding region runs from base 230 to 709 and encodes 159 amino acids. The record is from RefSeq and is a predicted model, not a curated record. The transcript has 4 exons. Lineage: Eukaryota; Metazoa; Arthropoda; Insecta; Lepidoptera; Crambidae.